CGGCUGCGCGGGGGCGGGGGAGGAUGGGGCUGUGCCCCGGCGGGCCCCGCGCUGCCCGCCCGCGGAGGAGGGCGGCUUAGCUGCCGCAGCCCACGCCGGCGGGCCGCGCUGCGGGGCCGCCUCCGCGGAUGAGCCGCCGGGGGGAACCGCCGGCGAGUGCAGCCGCAGGGCGCCGCAGCCGCCGCCUCCUCCCCCGCCGCCGCUCCCUCUUGUCGCCGCUGCCGCCCAUGGCUUCCCGCCACCCCCGCUGACCGGCCGCCCCUCGCCUCCUCCCGAGCCGAGCCGGGCCGGGCCGGGGCCGGGCAGAGAAGAUGGGGAACACCACGUCCUGCUGCGUCUCCUCCAGCCCCAAGCUGCGCCGGAAUGCCCACUCUCGGCUGGAGUCCUACCGCCCCGAGGCCGAGCUGAGCCGGGAGGACACGGGCUGCAACCUGCAGCACAUCAGCGACCGGGAGAACAUCGACGAUUUGAACAUGGAAUUCAACCCAUCAGAUCAUCCACGGGCCAGUACGAUAUUUCUCAGUAAAUCACAAACAGAUGUGAGAGAAAAACGCAAGAGUCUCUAUAUAAACCACCAUCCUCCUGGGCAGUUGAGAAGGAAGUACAGCUCCUGCUCCACUAUUUUCCUGGAUGACAGCACGGUCAGUCAACCAAACCUCAAGUAUACCAUCAAAUGUGUAGCUCUUGCAAUAUAUUACCACAUCAAAAACAGGGACACAGACGGAAGAAUGCUCUUAGAUAUUUUUGAUGAAAACCUUCAUCCCCUUUCGAAAUCCGAAGUGCCACCAGACUAUGACAAACAUGACCCGGAGCAGAAACAGAUUUACCGCUUUGUCCGGACGUUGUUCAGUGCUGCUCAACUGACUGCUGAAUGUGCCAUUGUCACCCUGGUAUAUCUUGAAAGACUCUUAACUUAUGCAGAGAUAGAUAUUUGUCCAGCAAACUGGAAGCGAAUAGUACUGGGGGCAAUUCUGCUGGCAUCCAAAGUUUGGGACGACCAGGCAGUGUGGAACGUGGAUUACUGCCAGAUCCUGAAGGAUAUCACAGUCGAAGACAUGAAUGAGCUGGAACGCCAGUUUCUUGAGCUGUUACAGUUCAAUAUUAAUGUUCCCUCCAGUGUUUAUGCCAAGUAUUAUUUUGAUUUGCGUUCCCUGGCAGAAGCAAAUAACCUGAGUUUUCCCUUAGAGCCCCUCAGCAGGGACAGGGCAUAUAAACUUGAGGCCAUUUCUCGCCUGUGUGAAGAUAAGUACAAGGACUUCAGGAAAGCUGCGAAGAAGCGGUCGGUCAGUGCUGACAAUCUGACUGUGGUUAGAUGGUCCCCUGCAAUUAUCUCCUAACAGGAGACUGGAAUAUUCCUAUGGACGUACUGUUUCAUCCAUCCAUUUUUUUCAGAGUGGGCUGGGGGCGGGGGGAUAAAGAAAAAAAGACUUUUGAUUUUUUUAUUUUUAAAUCUGUCAAGCUGCCUUUACAGUGCCUCCCCAUUGUGUAGCACACGAGUGAAAUACCUAAUGGAAGGAGAAAUGGAGAAAUUGGUGUUCGGGAGAGAAGAUCGGCAACAAUUAUUUUCUCACUUCCACUAACAGCUUUACACUUCUAUGAGGAAACAGCAAAUCAGGUGCUUGGAAGAAGAAACAAAAAAAUGAAGUAGAGGCAGAAAAAUAUUUAAGAACUCUGCCAUUUUCUAUUGUACUCAUGAAGGGAAAUGGCAGCAUGAAAAAAACGUGUAGUCAGAUGACUGUGCGCUAGAGGAAUGACAUUGGGAGAGUUCCAUCUUAAAGGUUUCUCUUAAUAUCUUUUUUUGUUGAUGUUGUUGUUGUUGUUUUGCAUUCCUCAUUGCUGCUUCCCAGGAUAAAUUCUUCCCCUUGCACAGCAGGAAAUACAAAGUCUGUAUUUACAGUAGCACAAGCCCCUGAAUAAAUAGUGUUGGGUUUUUUCACUGCACUUUUCUCUGUAACCUGUCUUAUUAGCAUUAUUCUUCUUAAUUAUUAUGCAUAUGUUACAUUUCUUGUAUGCCUUUUAUUGUAUUUCAAAAGAGAGAACUUGACCAUAGUGCUGAACCAAAAGUGUGUACAGGGAUCAGAAGAUCUUCGUAAUUUCAUGAUGUGUUUUAUUUAUAGUAUACUUGGGUGCGUGUGCCUUCCUGAGUUCUUGGAAUCAUUUAUUUUUCCAUAAUAUAAAGAUACAGUUGUUAAAGUCUUGAGAUGAUGAUGAUAAGACUUGGGCCAAAUCUCUGAAAUUUGCAACAGAUCUUGUGAUCCUUUUUGCAGAUUUUCAUAACAUUAGAAGUUUAGCAGAAUUCAUCCAUUUUGAAGGAGAUUUUUUUUUUAUGGCCUGACAAGUUCAUUCCUUCACCUCCAGGUCCAUUGUUGCAAGCAAUAUUCUCAAUUUUUAUAUGUUUACCUUAAAUCAAAGUGAGUCUGUUUGUAUAAAAUAAAAAAUAAUAAAAAAAAUUGUUCCAAUGAGAAGGCCUGUAGAAGAGCAGAAUGGAAAUCUUAAUAAGGUAUCUGUCACAAGGAGAUUUGAUUUGGAAGUUAAAAUACAAACCCUCAUGUUUUUCAGUGUAGGUGCUUAUAGAAAUUAAAAGUAACUGAACUGUGAAUAUGAUUUCCAACUCGGAUUAUUAAACUCCUCUGUUGUUAUUAUUAUUAUUUCACUCUUACUGUGGCUGUUCCCCCUUGGCAAUUGUAAGAACCUUUUAUACAAAAUAACCUCUCAGUAUAAACAUAUUUGCUUCAUAACACCGCAGAGUGAUUUCCCCCCCACCCCGUUUUUGUUUUUUUGCACAGUUUAGGAAGAUACAGCUGAAAGCUCUCAGUUCCCUGAAAUCUGUCCUUGUGACUGUCACUGAAGGGAAUGGCAGCAGAUGUCCCCGAUUCGUGCACUACUGUUGUAACCCACAAAGAUUCCGUGUUUGUUUUGUUAAGCCCUAUGGGCUUGUGGCUACCUGGGGGCCAGAGCUGCACUCCUGACUCCCAGGGCCAUGCUGGUCCAGGGCCUCCAGCAGGGAGGCACCCACAGGAUGGAGGCAGUGAAACCAAGCAGUUUCCUGUUAGCUUCCCAGUGUGAUUUGUUUUUUUUUUGAGACAUGAAGGCUUUGUCCAUAAAUUCUCCUGAUGUUCUUUGGGCCUUUAAAAUAAUCUAAUUCUCAUCACUUCUUGUUGUGCCAAUGCAUCAGAACUGUGAGUAUCCAAGUCCAUUUUUCCCUUGAACAUGGAAUGUAAGGCAAGUGUUUAUAACAAAUUACAGCAUUUGAAACCUCUUUACAGAUAGUAUCAAAAGGAACAUUUUCAGAGCAUUUGAAAGUCAUCCUUUAUAAGCAUAAAUUUAGGCUUUAAAAUAUGUAAAAUAUUUUGAUUUAUCAACACUUUGCUAAACUAUUUUCCAUUUAACUUGAUAUCAGGAAUAUUGGUUUUAUCCAUUUCUGGGUGAUAGAGAUAUGAACUUUGGAUUAUGUAAAGAUAUCAAUGCAUCUACUAUAAUUUUUGUGAAGUUUAUUAAACUACUUUAAAGAUUGUAUAGUCUAUUUAUUGUAUGUAUGUACAUACAGUCUGAUACUUUAAAAAGUGGAUUCCGUAAAACCUGGCUCAGUCUUGUUUAGACUAUUGAAUAUCGUUUUAGCCUUGUGCACUGGACUCUACCUCUGUAUAGGAGAAUUUUCCAUAUUCUUAAUUAGUACUGAUUCUGUGAUUAACUUGGUUAUGUUUCUUGCACUAAGAAUUAAAAAAAAUCUGCUGUAAGUGUGGAUUUUUUCUUUAGUUUUACCAUAUGAAUCCUCUACAUUGAGAUGGAUGUUUCUUUCCCUCAUGGUUAUAGAAUAAUUCUUUGCUUUUUCUUCUGGUUUGUUCCAGGGUUGCCAAAAAAUACAGUACCUGUCAGUAAAUCUGAAAAGUGUCUUUUGUUUGCAAGGUAUUCUAUACCAGGUAAUUAAAAACAAAUUAUUAUUUAGGCUUAUGUUGUGUUUAGUGUAGUUUUUUCAGCAUUACUGUAUGGAAAAUACCAUUGCAAAGUUAGAGAAUCACCGGAGAUGUAAGAAGGGAGGAGAACCAUAUAACAUUUUAAUUAACAGCACAAAGACAUUGUAUUUUGCUGUAAAUGUUUUCUGGAUUAAGGUUUUCAUUAUUGCUUUGGUCACCGGCUCAGAACUGAAAAGGUGUAGGAGAUAUAAUAAACCUGUCCCUUCAAGUA
Molecule: messenger RNA, 4185 nt
Organism: Passer domesticus (house sparrow)
Lineage: Eukaryota; Metazoa; Chordata; Aves; Passeriformes; Passeridae
Gene: CCNY
Product: cyclin Y
Exons: 10
Coding region: 312-1337 (341 amino acids)
Biological process (GO): regulation of canonical Wnt signaling pathway; regulation of cyclin-dependent protein serine/threonine kinase activity
Cellular component (GO): cytoplasmic cyclin-dependent protein kinase holoenzyme complex; plasma membrane
Molecular function (GO): protein kinase binding; cyclin-dependent protein serine/threonine kinase activator activity
Source: RefSeq, a predicted model, not a curated record